Messenger RNA from Trichoderma asperellum CBS 433.97, 3675 nucleotides. RefSeq lists its product as uncharacterized. Gene Ontology annotation, molecular function: NAD+ poly-ADP-ribosyltransferase activity. Lineage: Eukaryota; Fungi; Ascomycota; Sordariomycetes; Hypocreales; Hypocreaceae. The record is from RefSeq and is a predicted model, not a curated record.
AUGGGCUUGAAACAGUUCAACCAGGAUCUAGCCGCAUCUAGAGCAAUCUCAAUCAGUGCCGCCGUGUCUAACAUUCGACGAGGAGACUCUGACGGCGAGGCCGUUUUCACCUGGUCGUCAUCCAAUGACGUCGCAACAACUCUUGAUGUUCAGGUUCUCGUUCUUGAUGUCGACUCGUAUCCUAAAAGUUCGAGCGUCAUGACAUUUACAGAAUCAGAUCAUUCCGCUGUAGACGUGUCUUCUAUACUUGAACGCCUAUCCCCCUCUCUUGCGAACAAGAACAUUGAGACAAUCAUAAGGACUGUUGCGGAGAAACUUUCUGCCAAAUUAGAGCCCGCCAAUGAUGCGCCUGGAGUCACCGACUCAGACAGCAUGUCUGAUUUCGAUGACUACGACGAAGCAGGAUACGACGAUAACUUUGAUGGAGAUUCUUUCCUUCCAGCUGCCUCUAAGGAAUUACCGAGCCGACAUAUUGAAGCUGCAAUCUUUAUCAGACAGUUAAAGAGAGAUUUACGAAUUGUCCAAUCGGCUGGCAUUUCGGUAGGAGUCUUUCCAAGAAGGCCGCUUCGAGAUGCAGAAUUCUAUUCUCUAUCUCUUCGAGUAAUGAAACUUGGUAUCCCAGAGCAUGCACUUGAGGCAUGGGGUCUUAAGAAUGAAGAAUAUUUAGUUCUCCUGUGCCGAUUUGCGCCGAACUAUCCGACUAUUUCGGAGAUUUGGAACACUGCUUUUGAAGAAUGGAAGCCACAGUUUCGCUUUGGGAAAUGCUCAAGACCCAAGCCAUCUGUUGAGACUUCCCGUCUUGCAUUUACAAAGUCAUUUGAUGGGACCGCAGAUAACCGAGAAAGUGCUGACGAGAAUGGCAAGAGGAGAGAUGUUAAAGGUGCCAGCGGAGGAUUUGUUCCUCUAUACAUGUCGAAUUCAAUCAACAUGCUGAUGAAUGGCGACUUUCUCAAGCUGUUGCAUAUGAGGCGUAGCGAUGGGUUAUCGUGGGACAGGGCUAUUCGACGUCAAAAGUUGCUCACUAAGGAAGGGCAUCACAUUUUGCAGCAAGAUGAUCCUCUUGAGGAUGACACAUCCGACAACUCAGUAUUCGAUAAUGCGAUGCCAUCUUUGAGUCAUGAUUACGCUCUGGACGACGAAGAAAAACUCAACCUCCCUAUGGUGGCUAUGCAGUUCGCCUUGCGGCGCCUUGUUCGUUGUACAAAGUACUGCAUGGUUUGUCACCAAAGAUUAGAAGAUGAGUUUGAAGCUCUCAAGCCCUACGUCUGUGCUAGUCCUCUCUGCACCUAUCAGUUUGUUACACUUGGGCUUGGAGCAAGCAUUGAACAUGAAAUCAUCCACAAUCCUUAUGUUGUCGACAUCUUAAUCAGUUUCUUUGCUUCAGCCCUCGCACAUCCCAAGUCUGUGCGGCAGUACCCCACUGGCCUCAAUUUAAAGUCCGUUGACACCGGAUCUAAGGCCAAUCCAUCUCAGCAUUCUGUUGCUGAAGCUUGCUUCUUUGAAAGAUCAAUCCGUUUUGAUCCAACUGAUUAUUCCAAACAUCGCAGUAUCAAAGUAGGAGAUACUAUUCUAGUAGUUAUUGAUGGCCUGGAACCGAGUCCAACCGCAUCUAUACUCAAUGGAAAUCUCGAGAGACAUGUUUGUAAAGUGACGAAUACCGUUGCCGGCAUCUGCUCCUUUGAGAUCGUAACAACCAUGACAGGCCCUCCCAACGUCCUAACUUUACCAGAAGAAGAAUGCCCUACACAAGUCUCGAACCCAACAAAAGAAUGGGUAAAAGUCUUGGUUUUUCAGUAUUCCAACGAUGUUGAUAAUCUCGAUGCGAGCGAACGAUCCACUGCCUUGAGUUUAAUGCUCCGCGGGAUUCCACCCGUGUUGGAUAUGAGGACUUAUCUAUUAAACAAUCCAAGCAAGCGCCUUACAUCUUGGGGUCGUAUUGACAAAAACGCGCUUACCCUUCUCCAGUGGAUCAUAUCGUCCAAUACGUCACUUAUCCUUCAAGACGAUGCAGUGCCGACUCUGGCCGACUCACCAAAGUCAGAUAACCUCAAGAAAGCUGAAGCCUUAAAUCCCAACAAAGUGCAGGGUAUACCAGUUCAUUGGAUGCAAUUUCGUUUUCUACAGGGGACGCCAGAACGAGAACGUCUUUUCAUGAAAGAGCUAACCGCGGUGUCGCAAUCCAAAAGCCCCGAAUCGCAGUUUCCAUCUAUAUUUACCUGGCAUGGCAGCCCCCUUCGCAAUUGGCAUAGCAUCAUACGAACAGGGCUUGAUUUUGAGACUAUUUCAUUUGGACGCUCAUUUGGGAAUGGAGUGUACAUGAGCAAAGAAUUCUUAGUGAGCAUGCAUUACAGUGGCAAAGUGUCUUCCCCCCAGAAGUCAACUGGUCCGCGUGCAGAAAAUUACUGGCCCAAUUCUGUUCUGAGGCCGAGUUCUGCCAUUUCCAUUUGCGAGGUAGUCAAUCAAACAAAGGAGUUUGUAAGUGUGGAGCCUCACUAUGUGGUCAACAAGAUCGAAUGGGUUCAGUGCAGAUAUCUGUUUGUUGCUGUAGAUCCGGCGCCAGAAGCUAUGAAGCAACCCUUUCCCAUGAAACCUACAAAUGCCUGUGUCGGGUACAUAUCUCAAUGCCCAUCAAAUCAACUCGCAGUCCGUGGCACGCCGGUUCAUAUUCCAUUGUCGGCAGUUCCGUUGAAUCGGAAGGGUUUUGGUCAAAGUUUCGAGCAGUUCAAAGAUCAGGAAAUCCUGAUUUCGAAGACAAAGGCCGCAUCAACGCCUGAAAUUAUGGAUACGUUGACGUCCAAGACAAAAGAGACGCCUCGAAUCAAGGAAACACCGACUGAGACUCUUGAUAGUGACCACGGCGAGACAGACCAUGAGCUUCUUCUAGAUUCUGAAGACGAAGCUAUUGACGCCACCACGGCGCGAUAUAUUAAACGCCGAAACUCAUCGACGGAUUCUAUUCGAAGGACGAAAUUAAAAUCUGCAACAUAUAUGUCAGGCGGUGACUCAAUUUCCAAAUUCAAGACCAAGUUUCUGCCUGGAAGCCUAAAUCUACACACUCUCCCGAGACUUCCAGAUCCAAGUUGGGCUUCUUCCCCAGUGGCACUUAGGAGCCUAAACCGUGCCAUCAAAGAGUUACAUCAGAUACAAAGUAGUAGUAGCGAAGACAUUGCAUCUCUCGGGUGGUACAUCGAUUUCAAUAACCUUAGCAACGUCUUUCACUGGAUUGUGGAGCUUCACAGCUUCGAUUUGGAGCUCCCCCUUGCUCAAGACAUGGAGAAAAAUGGAUGUACCAGCAUCGUGCUCGAAUUUCGAUUCGGGGCCAACUUUCCGUUUUCUCCUCCCUUCGUUCGUGUUAUACGACCAAGAUUUCUGCCAUUUGCACGAGGAGGCGGGGGCCAUGUUACAGUCGGAGGAGCUAUUUGUUCCGAAAUACUCACCAAUUCAGGAUGGUCAGCGGCUAUGGCGAUUGAGAAAGUAUUCAUACAGAUCCGCCUGGGCUUGACGGAGCUGGAUCCUCCGGCUAGAUUAGACAAGACAAACGGAAUGAAUAAUACACGAGACUAUGCUAUUGGCGAGGCAGUUGACGCCUACCAACGAGCUGCGAGAGCGCAUGGCUGGCUGGUUCCGGAAGACCUCCAACAAAUCGGAUAUGCUUGGGUAACGAAUGAUGAUUAG